Rhopalosiphum maidis (corn leaf aphid) is the source of this 2259-nucleotide messenger RNA. Its product is annotated as lipopolysaccharide-induced tumor necrosis factor-alpha factor homolog. Bases 205 to 489 code for a protein of 94 amino acids. Gene Ontology annotation, molecular function: zinc ion binding. NCBI's taxonomy places the organism in Eukaryota, Metazoa, Arthropoda, Insecta, Hemiptera, Aphididae. The record is from RefSeq and is a predicted model, not a curated record. The transcript has 3 exons.
UCGUACGAUAUUGACACAGUUAUUCCGUAUUCAAUAAUUACACGUUCAAGUACCUAUACAUAUAGUAUUAUUUUUUUUAAAAGAAAUCAUAAUAUUAUUAAUAUAAUAUAGCUAGUAAUAGUAGUAUUACUGUCUGCUAGUAAGUACUCUUAUUUAUUUUACGCUUAAAAUUUAUCUGUUUUAAACGCGAAAAGAAGAUAAAUUAUGUCAUCAAUUCCUCCACAAAAUAUUCAAUGGGUCCAAUCACCUGCACUUGCACCACCGCUAGGCCCUGAUAGUAUUCCAAUUAUAUGCACUUCAUGUGGUCAGUCAAUAUUUACCAGUACUUCUAGAAAAGCAAAAGCUGCUGCUUGGUGGAGUUGUAUGCUAUUAAGUUUCUGUGGAUGUUGUUUUGGAUGCUGUCUAAUUCCUUGCUGUUUGCACUCUUGUAAUGUUGUCAACCACACGUGUCCAAAUUGUAACGCGUAUUUAGGACAGUAUAGACCAUAAACUAUAUAUUAACAAUAUAUCUAUAAAGUAAUAAAAUAAUAUAAAGUUAUCAGUUUUUAUAAAAGUAGAAACGAAAAACGAUUUUAUAAAAAAGGUCUUACAUUAAAAUUUUCUUUUUAAAAUAUUAUUUUGGAAAUAAAUUAGCAGUACCUAUAAAAAAAUAUACUUUUAUUCUCAUUAAUGUGUAGUUUUUGUACAUCAUUUUAAAUUACCGUGCAGUAGAAAUAGUAGAAUAAUGGUUAAUAGUUAUAGAUAAAAAGAUACAGGUACCUAUUAUUAUUAAUUUAUUUUUAUAUGUUUACUUAAAUACUAAAUAGUAAUUGUUACUUGUCCGUUAUCUUGACUCGUAUUUCAAGGUGAGCCGUUUUUAUUUGAUUAAACUAGCGUUCUAAAAGCAAUAAUUGGUAUAGGCAUUAGGUAUAGGUACCUAAUACCUACCAACCUAUAUAAUAUGUUAAAUCCGCUCGUUUUAUUUAUCUAUACAAACAAUACAUACAUGACUAUAAUAGUAUAAUAGUUAACAAAUAAUUUGGAAUUGCGGCCGCAUACGAACCUAGUCUCUCCGAGAACUCUUAAACCACAAUUAAGGCUAAUAUAUAGAACGAGCUGUAUGCCUGUGUCUGAAUUGCAUGCCGUGUACCCACAAGUUUAUUUAUCAUGCUGCACCAAUGUGCACGUUCACAACUUAAACUUUUUUCUGGACUUUUCUAAUUCUUAACGCAUAUAUAAAAACGAUUAUGAUUUAGUUUCUAGAUUGAAAUAUUUUAUUUUUUAAUCAAAUACCAAGUAAACAUUUUACCAAACUGUACCUAUGUAUGCUGUAUAUAAUAUAGUGUAUUUUAGUCUUUUACAUAUAGACAUCAUGAUGCGUAUCUGUCUGUCACUUAAUUAUAUGUAGCUGACAUUUGUAAGCAAUAUUAUAUUAAUCCAAAAUAGAUAAAAGAAAGGUUAAAGCUACGCCGCUACGACCAUAAAUAAUGGUAAUAUAAUAAUAUAAUUUAGAUCAAAUAAAGAUAACACAUUAUCACCCGUGUAUAUUUUGAUGAGAUUAAAUUUUAUUACCCAAUGAUAUUGAAAGAUGAGCUUAUUGUAAGCGUACGCUCGUGUAAAGCAGUGGCGGAUUUAAGGGGGGCCCGAAGGGCCUCGGCCCCCCCCCCUCCCCAUUGGCAUAAGUUAAAUAUACAUAUUUGUAUGUAUUUAUAAAUUACUGAAAAAUUUAAGAUUUGCGUUUUGGAUUAUGCCCACCCCUAAAAAUUAAAUCCUGGAUCCUCCACUGGUGUAAGGCUUGCAUAAAAUUAAAUGUCAAGUAAAGUAAGCUUAAUUAUUUCAUUUAGUAAAAUUAAAUACAGGGCAUGCAAUUUGGACAGAUCCCUCUAAAAGAUAUCAUACAAUUCAGAUGCACCGUUAGAACGAAUUGAGUUCCUAUAGUUAAUAGUUGUUUUAUAGGUAUAUCCUAAUAUUGAGUUCCUACUAAUUUGAAAUAUAUAUCUAAUACUAGUAAUACUAAUCGAGUAAUUGAGUUCAUAUUUACUGAGUCCCGACAAACUUUAAAAUAUAUAUGAUCGUUCCCACUUCGAACUUACCUACAGAUUUUGGACCAUCUAUAACAAAAAAUUCUACACACUAAAAGUUCACACAAUGUUUUUGUGUUAAUUUUGAAAAUUUAAUUAAUGUGAUUUUAUAACAGUUAGGCGUGUAUAGGUAAUUUAUUUUUUUAAUAUACUAAUUAAAUUAGACAUCUUGUAUUGAUAGAAACCUAUGAAAUAAACU